ACAUUUGUUGGAGUUGGCGGAGAUUCAGGUGCGGGAGAAAAAUGGCGUGGAGGCAGAUCUGUCGAGGCUGGAGGUCGGCCCAGCGCCCAGCGCCCGGCGGCGGAGGUGCGCUCAGGUCCGGAGCGCCCGGCCAGCCGCUGCUGUACUGCACCUCUGUCCAGUCAGCCAGGAGGCGGGUGAAUGGAGUCGAGCUGCACUACCGACAGACUGGGCACGGAGGGCACGCAGCACUGCUGCUGCCGGGAUCUCUAGGUACAGAGCUCACGAAGACAAUCCUGCACUUCCAGGUCUCGUCAUUCUUUCCCUUGGACUUCUUUGACAGGGACGCCAAGGAUGCUGUGGGCCUAAUGAAGGCAUUGAAUUUUAAGACAUUCUCUCUGUUGGGCUGGAGCGAUGGUGGAAUAACAGCACUAAUUGCUGCUGCGAAGUUUCCCACAGCCGUCAGAAAGCUGGUCGUGUGGGGAGCCAACGCCUUUGUCUCAGAGGAGGAUUUGAACAUUUACAAUGCUCUGAGAGAUGUUUCAGCCUGGAGUGAAAGGAUGAGGGCGCCGAUGAGGGAGCUGUAUGGUGACGAAUAUUUCGCUCAGACCUGGCAGGCGUGGGUGGACGGCAUCAGUCAGUUUGCACAGAGACCUGACGGUAGCAUUUGUCGGGAGCUGCUACCCCAGAUCGCCUGCCCAACUUUAAUCGUCCAUGGUGAAAAGGACCCCAUGGUGCCACGUUUCCACGCUGAAUAUCUCCUCCAGCACAUCAAGGGCUCCCGGCUUCAUCUAAUGCCAGAAGGCAAGCAUAAUCUACACUUGAGGUUUGCUGGAGAGUUCAAUAACCUGGUUGAAGAAUUUCUUUGCCUUUGAUAACUACAGUGGUGAAAUAACCCUGAAUUGUAAAUGUCUUCUGGCAUCAAACAUCAAAAAGGACAUAUUACAGUAGCCUCAAUUGGCAACACUCAUAUGUUCCCUAAAACUGAUCAGGUUAUUAAAUCAGCUGUGCUUUUGAUGUUUGGAAACAGAAUACUGUCUGAUGUUUGACCAGAGUUGUGUUUUGUAAUAUCUUGUACUAUGUUAAAAGGUGCUGUAUAUGCCGAACAGUUUGUAGAUGGAGACAAGUGUUUUGGAAGUCUGCAGAUUUAUCUGCAGAUUGUAUGAUGUGUUUAAAAUGAUAUGGGAAAAUUAUAUGUUUUAAGAAUAAUAUAAAAAUUAUUCAAACUAUGUUUUGAGUAUUCAGAAAAAAAGUUUAUGAAGUCUUUAUAGUACAUACUUAAAUGUAGUGCUAUUUUCUGGAUUAUAGUUCGUUGUUUACAUCCAUGAAUGUAAAUAUUUUUUCUCUGAUAUUUUGCACAACUCUGAUAACUUGCUUUACUUACCAAAUAUUCAGCUGAGUUAAUAUUUGAGAUAUUUGUUCCAGAGCAGAAAGUUAAGACUAAUCUUGGACCUGAUGUUACUUUUGAUAAGCAAGUUCCAGAUGAUUGCUAAUCUUGGUCUGUCGAACUACCCCAAAAUUCAUUUUAAAUGGUGGAUAUUCAUAAUCACACUUGACACUGGGUAAAUUCUACAAUAAACCUCUUCUGCACAGAUUA
This is a messenger RNA of Lepisosteus oculatus (spotted gar), 1576 nucleotides long. The record is from RefSeq and is a predicted model, not a curated record. Lineage: Eukaryota; Metazoa; Chordata; Actinopteri; Semionotiformes; Lepisosteidae.